AGUAGAGGGAUAGGGAAGCAGAUUAGCUGAGGUUGUCUGUUUAUAAAAUGUGGGGAUUACUUUUGUAUUGGAUAUAUCUGCUUUAUACAUUUCAAAGUGAAGGAAACCAUUGACUUGGAUUAUGUGAAUAACAGUGGACUCUGGUUUUGCAAAAUAUCUUCUUUAUUGUUCUACUGAAAAACUACCAACAUAUAUUGCAAGGCCUGAGGCAAGUCUCAAAUCAUCAGCAGUUGCUUCAGUACAGAAUCCACAUCCAUGAGAUAUUUGAACAAAUCUGUUUUCAGCAAAGAUUUUACACUGGUUACACCAUUACCUCAUUUCUGAUGUGUGUUUCCAAAGAUGACUGAUCUUACUUUAAUGAAAUGAAGAUGGAACAGCAAAUCAUUAUUUUCAUUUGUUUGUUAAAAGGUGUUUGGUGUGGAGAUUUGAACAUCAGUCUGCCAGAGAAGAUUGAAGCUCUGAGAGGAUCCUGCGUGACCAUAAACUGCAGAUUUGAUAUUGAUAAAAUAUAUGACAAAGAUCUCACUGACAGUGCUGUAGGAGUGUGGUAUAAAGAUGGGACUGAUACAAAGAAAGUAUUUGACUCCAACAAGCCUAAAUUCUUAUUUAAAGAGAAAAUAACUGGAAAAUUAAAAGACAAGGACUGUACUACCAUUUUUUAUAACGUUACUUCAAAAGACAAAGGCAGAUAUAAGUUCAGGAUUGAGGGCAAUGGUAAACUGAAAUAUACCUAUAAACAAUCUGUUUCAAUAAAUGUGACUGCCUCUCCCCGCAAACCCAAAGUGAAGAUGUUUAAGGAUCAGAUGGAGGUUAAGGUUCAGGAGGAGGUGUUAGAGGGGAGCUCUAUGUGUCUGCGCUGCUCUGCUAAGACUCUCUGCUCCUCUUCUCCACCAACUCUCACAUGGAGCUCCACUGACAGACUCCACCUCAAUGAGAGCAGCAGACUACAGCUGGAUAAGAAGAAACAAACUGAGAUCAUCUCUGAUCUGAACUUCACUGCUACUCACCUUCAACAUGGAGUCACUUUCAUCUGCACUAUAACCUACCAGCUACAGCAGAGGAUCACAACAGCACAGAGAAACAUCACAUUACGUGUUCAGUGUAAGAAUAAAACACUUUGA
Molecule: messenger RNA, 1121 nt
Organism: Paramisgurnus dabryanus
Lineage: Eukaryota; Metazoa; Chordata; Actinopteri; Cypriniformes; Cobitidae
Source: RefSeq, a predicted model, not a curated record